Molecule: messenger RNA, 798 nt
Organism: Drosophila suzukii
Lineage: Eukaryota; Metazoa; Arthropoda; Insecta; Diptera; Drosophilidae
Source: RefSeq, a predicted model, not a curated record
GUCCCGGAGUAGUUAAGUAAAUGAGCAUUUUGUUCCACUAAUGAACACUAAUGAAUAUGCCAGAGACAGCACUUGGAUUAAGCCCGGCCGGCAGAAAGAGCGAGUGAGUGUGUGUGUUCGGGCCUUUUGUUGGUUCGGGGUUUUUGUGUUGUUAAUUAAUAAACACGAAGCCCGGGGACCAUGGAGCGUGUGUGUGUCUGCGCUCAGCAAACGCGCAGACGUCGAGGCCAGAAACAGAGGAGGCCAUUCUGCUCUUCCAUGCCAGCCGAAAUGAGAAAGUUUCAAACUGUUGCCGGCGCUGCCGCCGCUGCUGCUGCUUCUUCUAACGAGGCAGCGGCGCAGGAGUUGGCCGCAGGAGGUGGGUUGUGGAAGAUAGCGGAGGAACAUGGUGGACGCGGAGGAGGAGGUGGCCGAGGACGUGCAGACCCCGGCGAGGGAGUCCAUUCCGCAUGUAAGCCAGCCACGCAUCCAGCGAGAGAGAGCAGGCGGCAGAGGAGCGUCGGAGGUGCAGCAGGGUGUAAACUUUUUCUGAAAAUAAUGAUCGAUGGUAGUGAUCUCAUCUCCAUUUUGCUGAAAUGGGAUCCAAACAUUUUCCAAUGGCCUCUUCAUAAAGUACGGGUUGAUCCUCUGUUGAUCUCAACUAAAAUUGUUCUUUUAUAUUUUUGUAUUUAAAAUUUAACUAACAAAUUAUAAAAAAAAUUAAUUAAACACGGAUAUUAUUAAUAAAGACAUAAUUUUGCGAAGUUGUGAUCUUCUUUAUGUAUAUCUAUCUUUACUUCCCAACCUGCCGAUCUUCUG